Messenger RNA from Phycomyces blakesleeanus NRRL 1555(-), 1428 nucleotides. RefSeq lists its product as hypothetical. Gene Ontology annotation, cellular component: cytosol; mitochondrion. The record is from RefSeq and is a predicted model, not a curated record. Lineage: Eukaryota; Fungi; Mucoromycota; Mucoromycetes; Mucorales; Phycomycetaceae. Gene Ontology annotation, molecular function: D-glucose binding; glucokinase activity; ATP binding. Bases 1 to 1428 code for a protein of 475 amino acids. The transcript is spliced from 4 exons. Gene Ontology annotation, biological process: glucose 6-phosphate metabolic process; intracellular glucose homeostasis; glycolytic process.
AUGGAUCCUCUACAGGAGCACCCACACCACGGCAAUCCCGAACAACGGCAAGCGAUUGAGGAACUUCGUAAUCUAUUUGACCUCGAUCACAAUUGUCUUGUCAAUGUCAUUCAACACUUUGAUAAUGAGCUCAGGGCAGGAUUAGCAGACGAUCGUUCGAGUGACCUGAAUAUGAUUCCAACUUACGUAACCGGAUAUCCAACUGGAAACGAAAAGGGAACAUACCUGGCCCUCGAAAUCGCUGGAAUGGACAUUUACGCUUGUCAAGUAAAGUUAAAAGGCGACAAUGGAAAACUGGCCAUCAACCAGUACCAAUACAAAAUUCCCCAAGACCUGACGAGUGGAGACGACUUUACGGUCCUGAUCGACUAUGUGGUCGAAUGUUUUUCGGAUUUUCUGACCAGAGUAAAUACCCAAGAUCUCUUUGUCUACCCAAUGGCAGUCUCCUUUGGUUUCGCAAUCAGACAGACUGGCCUGGACAGUGGCAAGGUACUCUCGCUAGGCCAUGGCAUUAGUUAUCCAAAUGGUGUAGGUGUCGACAUUGUGAAAUUAUUACAUGAACGUGUGAGGCUCAAGGGACUACCGGUUCGAAUAGUUGCAAUAGCAAAUGAUGCUGUCUGUACUCUCUUGGCACAUGCUUAUCAACAUCCGUGUACACGGAUUGGAAUAGUACACAGUCUAGGCACCAAUUGCGCGUACUACGAACGCACAUCAAAUGUUACCAAACUACGCGACCAACCCACCACUCGGGACCGGGACGUGAUCAUCAAUACAGAGUGGGGAAAUUUUGGAUCCUCUCGACGCACCUUACCUUGCACCUGGUUCGACCGCAAACUAGACCGAGAGUCGAUCAACCCACAGUUCCACAUGUUCGAAAAGAUGACGACUGGUAUAUUUUUGGGUGAGUUGGUACGUGGAAUCCUGAUCUACCUUGUCGAUCGGGAUCUGUUGUUCGGAGGAGACUGUUCAGAGACUUUGAAUACAACCCACAGCUUCGACACCAGCUAUAUGUAUGUCUGUGAAGGGGAUGAUUCGGAUACUUUGGAAGACACCCGGAUCGUGCUGGAAGACAUGUUGGAUAUCUCAAAAACAACUCUGGCCGACCGAGAGAUGGUCAGGCGAGUGUGUGAAUUAGUGGGUACCAGAGCAGCGAUGCUUGUGGGUGCAUCGCUAGCAGCAGUUGUCAAACGAAUGGUUGAUAGUGGAAUAGGCAUGGGCGAAGAAGAAGAAGGAUACGCAAUUUCAAUUAGCGGUAGUAUUUAUGAAGAUUAUCCAUCAUUUCAUCCUCGGGUCUGCAAAACUCUCAAAGAACUCCUUCCAGAAUCAAUUGCUUCUCGACUGUCUGUUGGUAUCGUCAAACACUCUCGAAUUGUCGGUGUAGCCAUUGUAGCCAUGAUGGCUGAAAAGGCAGCGGCCAAUUCACCUUGA